AUGGGACCAUCUAUCCGCUCACUCCCGCUCCCCACACUGCUGCUGCUACUGUUCCAUGGUGUCCAUGGGAACAGCCUGCCAACAGUGUGUGGAACCCCUAAAGUAAGUGGGAGAAUUAUAGGAGGGCAGGAUGCCCAGGAAGGACAGUGGCCAUGGCAGGUCAGCCUAAGGAUCCUCACAGGGCGACAUAUCUGUGGAGGCUCUCUCAUUCAUCCGAGCUGGGUGCUGACUGCAGCUCACUUUUAUCAGCCCUUCAGCUGCUCUGGUCUUUAUUUCCCUUCUAGUUUCCAGCAGCCCUCAUUCUAUCAAGUCAGGUUGGGAGAGCUGAAGCUGUAUACAGACUCAACCAAUUCCUCCUUUGCAUCUGUGAGAAGAAUCAUCAUUCACCCUUCCUACAAAUGGGGAAGCAAUAACCUCAAAGGGGACAUUGCACUGCUACAACUAGACUCCUCCUCUCAGAUCACCCCUGUUUGCCUCCCAGCACCCCAGACCCAAUUCGUUAAUGGCACUCUGUGCUGGGUGACUGGGUGGGGAAAAACCAACACAGCAGAUGUUUCCUGGGUUUUGCAAGAAGUCCAGGUCGCCCUGAUUGAUGCCCAGACUUGUGAUGCCCUAUACCAUAUCAAUAACCCCACGGCUUCAGGACAACCCCUGGUUUUGGAUGACAUGAUCUGUGCUGGAUAUGAGCAGGGCCAAAAAGAUGCCUGCCAGGGUGACUCUGGAGGCCCCCUUGUCUGUAAGGAGAAUAAUACCUGGUUCCAAGUUGGAGUGGUGAGCUGGGGAGACGGUUGUGCCCUACCCAACCGGCCAGGAGUUUAUGCCUGGGUUCAGGCUUACACAGAUUGGAUUGAAACCACCAUCAACUUUGCUCCAGAUGGUCUUUCAGGGCCUGCCUAUCCUACUGUGCUGCUGACACUGGUUCUUCUCAGUGUUCAAUGA
Vombatus ursinus (common wombat) is the source of this 939-nucleotide messenger RNA. Its product is annotated as serine protease 30-like. The record is from RefSeq and is a predicted model, not a curated record. NCBI's taxonomy places the organism in Eukaryota, Metazoa, Chordata, Mammalia, Diprotodontia, Vombatidae. The transcript is spliced from 6 exons. Gene Ontology annotation, molecular function: serine-type endopeptidase activity. Bases 1 to 939 code for a protein of 312 amino acids. Gene Ontology annotation, biological process: proteolysis.